Aspergillus caelatus is the source of this 1215-nucleotide messenger RNA. It is a transcript of the gene sec17, whose product is annotated as alpha-soluble NSF attachment protein SEC17. Gene Ontology annotation, biological process: SNARE complex disassembly; intracellular protein transport. Bases 100 to 978 code for a protein of 292 amino acids. Lineage: Eukaryota; Fungi; Ascomycota; Eurotiomycetes; Eurotiales; Aspergillaceae. The transcript is spliced from 5 exons. Gene Ontology annotation, molecular function: soluble NSF attachment protein activity; syntaxin binding. The record is from RefSeq and is a predicted model, not a curated record. Gene Ontology annotation, cellular component: vacuolar membrane; SNARE complex.
CGUCACAGCCCCUCCUGAUAAAUUUUGGCCUCUAGUGCCGGAAACUGACCUCCACUGCAUUCCUCUUAUUUUGUUGCUGGGGCCGACAGCUUAUCCAACAUGGCUCAAGACCCUCGUGUUUUGCUCCAGAAAGCAGACAAAGCGCUGCAGGGCGCCAGCAGUGGUUUCAGCUUCUUUGGUGGACGGACAGAGAAAUACGAAAACGCAGCAGACUUGUACACGCAAGCUGGAAAUGCAUUCCGAGUUCAGAAGCAGAAUAAGGAAGCCGGUUUAGCAUUCGAAAAGGCUGCCUCUAUCCAAACACAGAACCUGAAUGAGCCUGAUGACGCUGCCAAUUCGUUGCAAGAGGCCUUCAAGGUCUACCGCAAGUCGGACCCUGAAGAUGCCACCCGUGUUCUCUCAAGCGCUAUCCAACACUAUGUACUAAAAGGCAACUUCCGUCGUGCUGCCACUCAGCAGCAGUAUUUGGCAGAGGUCUAUGAGGUGGAACUAGGUGAUCAGAAGAAGGCUCUAGAAGCCUACGAGAAAGCUGCUGAGUGGUUCGACAGUGAUAACGCUGAAGCCCUUGCAAAUAAGCACUAUCUCAAAGCUGCUGAUUUGGCCGCCCUGGAAGGCGACUAUUACAAAGCUAUCGAACACUACGAGAGAAUCGGUCGUUCGUCCAUUUCUAAUAACCUGAUGAAGUGGUCCGUUAAAGAUUACUUCCUCAAGGCUGGCAUCUGCCAUUUGGCCACUAAUGAUCUGGUUGCCACCAACCGCGCCCUUGAGAACUACCGUGAUAUUGAUAACACUUUCGCCUCAACAAGAGAGCACCAAUUGCUUAUUGACCUCGUUCAGACUAUUGAACAAGGUGACCAGGAGGCCUUCGCCGACAAGCUCUACCAGUUCGAUCAGCUGAGCAAGUUGGACAAAUGGAAGACAACCCUGCUCCUCCGUAUCAAGAACAAUAUCGAGGAGCAAGCAGAGGAUUUCUCUUAGAUAGCUAUAUCCGUAUCUCUUUUUGCUUCUUCGUUUCACACAUACCUCCCCACAUAAAUUCAGAAGUAGCGCUCCUCGCCACUUGUUUGGAUGUUCUUUACUAUCAUGAUCAUUACCUCAGUUUUACGGUGCGCUACGUGUCUUGGUUUUUGGGCUUGCUCGUAAAUAUACAUAUUUCAGCUAUUUCGGAUAGGGUGUUACUGAGCCACUAAUUCAUUCAAUUACCCAUACGAGGAA